This is a messenger RNA of Mytilus californianus (California mussel), 785 nucleotides long. RefSeq lists its product as uncharacterized. Gene Ontology annotation, molecular function: wide pore channel activity. Lineage: Eukaryota; Metazoa; Mollusca; Bivalvia; Mytilida; Mytilidae. The transcript has 6 exons. The record is from RefSeq and is a predicted model, not a curated record. Gene Ontology annotation, cellular component: membrane. Bases 69 to 758 code for a protein of 229 amino acids.
AAUUUUCAAAAUGAAAGUGUUCUUUACUACAUAUUUGUUCAUCAGACAGAUGGCAACGCACAAAUAAGAUGCUCCUAGAUACUAGUAUCCAUUGCUUAAAGAUGCUGUCCAUAUUGACAUUGAUCCUCAUCGUUCCAUCUACAUACGCUGAACAAUGGCCAAAAGGGACCUUUACACUAGUCAAAUCGAAUGCAGGAUGCCCGUCUGGGUGGGCGGAAGGAUGGCGAUACCAGGAUAAUGAAGACAAAAAAAAUGAUAACUUCAUUACAUAUGAUCAUCAUUUUUACGGUUCCUUUGGGGUAAAUAUGGAAUUUCAUUAUUGUACCAAAGACGAAAAUACCAUACUAGGAAAUGAAACUUGGCCAAAGGGAAAUUACUGUAUUCUAAGACAAGGACUAUCCUGUCCAUCAGUAGGUUUCGAGACCGGAAGUAUUUACUGGGAUGAUGAAGAUGAUGACAACGGAAACACACUAGACGGAGUACUUCCAAGUGGAUCCUAUGAUAGAAACACGUUUAUAGACUAUUGUUGCAGAUCUGACGGAUCAGACAAAAUCGGGAUUAUUCUUCCAACAAGUCAAUCGUUUUAUCUAUUACGCUUCACAUCACAAUGUCAACAGGUACAGGGUAUGUUUGUUAGAGAGGAGUCAGUGGAGACAGAUGACGAGGACAAAAAUAACGAAAACAAGGUUAGCGGAAGUCAUCCUCUGAAUGAUGGAGGCAAAAACAACAGGCUCUACUACUGUUAUUAUUAUACAUAACUUAAACAUAAAAUAUAAAACAUAAAA